Molecule: messenger RNA, 1890 nt
Organism: Catharus ustulatus (Swainson's thrush)
Lineage: Eukaryota; Metazoa; Chordata; Aves; Passeriformes; Turdidae
Product: mothers against decapentaplegic homolog 6-like
Exons: 4
Coding region: 123-1163 (346 amino acids)
Biological process (GO): anatomical structure morphogenesis; SMAD protein signal transduction; transforming growth factor beta receptor signaling pathway
Cellular component (GO): heteromeric SMAD protein complex
Molecular function (GO): I-SMAD binding; transcription regulator inhibitor activity
Source: RefSeq, a predicted model, not a curated record
AGUCCAGGCAGUGACGUGUGGCGGGCAGAGCAGUGCCGGCCGCCCUGAGAGCACAGCCCCAUGCAGUGCCCUGGAGCCUGUCACCCACCUCCACCACCCACCGUGGUCCCCACGACCACCCCAUGUUCCGUUCCCGCCGUGCGGGGCUGGUGCGGAGGCUGUGGCGGCAGCGCUGUGCGGCAGCCAGCCCCGAGGAUGGCCCCAGUGCCCUCAAACUAGCGGCACAUGCCCUCUUCAAGAAGCUGAAGGACGAGGAGCUGGAGUUGCUGGUGCAGGUGGUGGAGAGCCGAGGCGCCUGGGAGUCUGGCUGUGUUUUGGCACCACGGGGGGACCCACGAGGGGUCAAGCAGGUCCCCCCUCAAGUCCUGCUCUGUCGUCUCUUCCGCUGGCCUGACCUUCACCAGUCCCAUGAGCUCAAGCACCUCUGCUACUGUGCUGGGGGCCAGGGGUCCUGUGGAGACUUGGCUGUGCUAUGCUGCAACCCCCAUCAUUUCAGCCGCCUGGCUGUCCCUGAAACCCCGCCACCCCCCUACUUGAAGGCAUCCUGUGGGCCCUCCUGGCCAGAUGAGCCCCAACACCCCAGCACUCAGCUCCUGGAAUUCAGCUACAACGGUGGGGACUGGUGUGACACCAGCCUGUCAUGGAGCACCAUCAAGGAUGGCUGUUGGUGUAAACUGGCUUACUGGGAGUACCGGACACGCGUGGGCCGCCUCUACGCCGUGCAUGAGGCAUCAGUGAAUGUCUUCUGUGAGCUGCCGUGGGGCAGUGGGUUCUGCCUGGCCCAGCUGCCAGCUGCCUACCGCAGCUGCGCCGUCCGGCGAGCACGUGGCAAGAUUGGCCGGGGGCUGCUGCUGAGCCGGGAGCCAGGUGGUGUCUGGGUGUACAACCGCAGCGAGCACCCCAUCUUUGUCAGUUCGCCCACCCUGAGCCCCCCCGGUGCCUGCAGGCUCACUGUUCUCAAAGUGCUGCCUGGCUACUCGGCAAAGGUGUUCGAUUACGAGUGGGCGGGGGACAGAGAGGGUUGGCAGCUACCUAGGGAGGGACCCUGUGACCCCCACAGUGUCCGCAUCAGCUUUGCCAAGGGCUGGGGACCCUGCUACUCCCGGCAGUUCAUCACCUCCUGCCCAUGCUGGCUUGAGGUCCUGCUGAACCAGCCACACUGAGGCUGGGGCUGGUGGGGGAUGCCAGGGAACUUCCCCCAAAGCAGGUUCACAAGCUGGGGGGCCCUUCUACUGUACUUCCAUGGCUGUGUUGAAGCAGGAUUGUCCUGGCUCUGGGGACUCUCUGUCUGAGUGCUGACUGGAUGCAGUGCCCCCCUUGCAUGCUCACCACUUUACCAGGACCUGCUUCCACCAGCCAUGAGACAGGACACUAUUUAAUACCUUUUUUAUUUUCUUUUAAUUUUAUUAUUUUAAUGUUCAACUUUAUAUUAAUUUAUCUAUUUUUGUAAAAAAGGCAAGGAAGGAGGCAGGAGUCCCCAUUGUCAGGGCCAGGCCUGGGGGUUGGAAGCCAGGGCCAGUGGGGACAGGAGGAGCAGGAGAGAAGGGAGGUGGGAGAGAGUGAGGAGGAGGUGGGGAGCUAUGGGCCUGGAUGUGACUGUAGACAAGGAAUGGGAGUGAACUGGCACGCGUGGAGGGUGGGGCAGGUGAGCACAGCUGGAGCGUGGGGCAGGUUAGAGCAUCUGGUGUGGGGCAGGUGGAAUGAGAGGCGGGGGGCAGGUGAGCACCCCUGGGGUGGGGACCGGUUCAGGGUUACCCGAGAUGAGUCCCAGGCCCCUUGGGGGAGUCCUUCAACAGUUCGGGCAGCAUGGGGGAGCCCCGCAUCCCCGAUUGCCCGAAUCGUGUCUGCUGUUUUUAACCCAAAUAAACGGUGCCACCGGCACCAAGAGAC